Fukomys damarensis (Damara mole-rat) is the source of this 4816-nucleotide messenger RNA. It is a transcript of the gene Sh2b3, whose product is annotated as SH2B adaptor protein 3. The annotation marks the transcript as partial. Gene Ontology annotation, cellular component: plasma membrane. Gene Ontology annotation, biological process: intracellular signal transduction. Lineage: Eukaryota; Metazoa; Chordata; Mammalia; Rodentia; Bathyergidae. Gene Ontology annotation, molecular function: transmembrane receptor protein tyrosine kinase adaptor activity. The record is from RefSeq and is a predicted model, not a curated record. The transcript is spliced from 7 exons.
GGGGAGCUGCCGGCUGCCUGUGGCCCUGUGGCCCCAGGUGAGGCACCUGCUCGGCCUGGCCCUGCCCGGAAGCUGCUGCCCUGGAGCUUGGCCCGGGAGCCUCCGCUUGAUGCCCUCAAAGAAGAGGUGCUGCGCUACAGCUUGGCUGAUGAGGCAUCCAUGGAUAGUGGUGUGCGCUGGCAGCGUGGGAAACUGGUGCUUCGUCGUGGACCUGGCCCAGCCAGAGGCCUAGAGCACAUUUUGGAGCUGUUUGACCCGCCCAAGAGUUCGAAGCCCAAGCUGCAGGCGGCCUGCUCCAGCAUCCAGGAGGUCCGGCGGUGCACACGCCUGGAGAUGCCUGACAACCUCUAUACCUUUGUGCUGAAGGUAAAGAACAGGACAGACAUCAUCUUCGAGGUGGGAGAUGAACAGCAGCUGAACUUGUGGAUGGCUGAGCUCUGGGAGUGUACUGGCCGAGGGUCAGACAGCAUGGACACAGAGAUGCAUCAUUCCCCUGCCCCAGAGCCCAGCACAUCCAGCUCGCCAGGGGGAAGCACAGACUCCCUGAACCAUGGUGCUUCUCCUGGGGGAUUGCUAGACCCCACCUGCCAGAAAACAGAUCACUUCCUGUCCUGCUACCCCUGGUUCCACGGCCCCAUCUCCAGAGUAAAGGCAGCCCAGCUGGUGCAGCUGCAGGGCCCUGACGCCCAUGGUGUAUUCCUGGUACGGCAGAGCGAGUCCCGGCGCGGGGAGUACGUGCUCACCUUCAACUUCCAGGGCAGAGCCAAGCACCUGCGCCUGUCGCUGACGGAGCGGGGCCAGUGCCGAGUGCAGCACCUGCACUUUCCCUCGGUCGUGGACAUGCUGCACCACUUCCAGCGCUCGCCCAUCCCGCUCGAGUGCGGGGCUGCCUGCGACGUCCGGCUCUCCAGCUACGUGGUUGUCUCCCAGCCACCAGGUUCCUGCAACACUGUCCCCUUCCCUUUCUCCCUCCCUCGCUGGGACUCAGAGCUGGGCCUUGCCCACCUCAGCUCUUCUGGCUGUCCUCAAGGGCUGGGCCCCGAGGGUGUGCCAGGCCGCCCGUCACCCCCUGAGCAGAUCUUCCACCUGGUGCCUUCGCCUGAGGAACUGGCCAGCAGCCUGCGGCACCUGGAGCCUGAGCCUGGCAGUCGAGCCCGGGACUCAGACUAUGAAAUGGACUUGUCCUCCCGGAGUCACCUGCGGGCCAUAGACAACCAGUACACACCCCUCUGAUGGUGGUGGGCCCAGCCCGAGGAGCACGAGCAAAGACGUGAACUUGUGAAUGUAACGAUCUUUCCUUCCUUCCAGAGAGAGAUUCAAGGGACACUAAACUGCUCUUUCCAGUUGGACGUGACCCUUCUAUUAGGUCUGUUAAAAGGCCUCCCGUAAGUCUCGCCCGUCCUCGGCUUUCUCCUUGUUGUUUACAGAAGUGGUUCCUGUCUGCAGAUGCCACCAGCUCUUGCCCUGGGUCCCUAAUCCCAGUCCCCAUCACUCUUGGAAGAGGCGGAGUGAGGGCCAGAGCUGGCAGUAGAAACUUGCUCUCUCGCUGACACUGUCACAGCUGAUGACAGACUUCCUGCUGGGGGGAGGGGUGUCAUCAGGAAGCUCAGAACACUAAGCAGCCCUGGACUCGGGUGAUUCCCGUGGGAGCAUCAGUCUCGUGGCAGGUUCAGGCCACAGGUGGCCACUCCUAAUCCUGCUUCUCUCGGCUGCAGGACAAAGCUCUUGCACAAGGGCAAGCUGAAGGUCAAAAAUGAUUUUAAACAUUUUACCUCAGAUUAAUUUUUUAAAGGAUUCAGGUUUCAAGACUAAACCAUAGCUUACUUCAUUGCACUGUUUCAACACAUACCCAUGCCUGUUCUGCAGCCAGGGGUCGCUAUGCAAACCCUGUCUGACUUGCUCACAGUCCUAGCCACCCUACCUGGUGGCCUUGUCCACCCUUGGGACAGGGACAGCCACCUGCUGCUGAGCGGCCACUGUCUUCCCUGAACACAGAGAAGCAAAAUGGGUCACCCUUUCAGGGAAAUUCAGGCAAUUACUGAGAUAGGAGGGUGGCAAGAAACAGUUCUACCCUGGUGCCUUAAGAAUAAAAAACUGGACCCUGGUUUGCAGCAGCCUCGUGGAGAGUGCAUGUCAUUGGGGAGCGGGGAGGGGUGGGUGAAAGGGGAGAGAGGUUCCUGGGCCCUUUUUAGGGAGCCCCCACGUGUCUAUGGCUUAUUAAGUUAUCCCACAAGUGGGCUUUUGGCUCCUUUUUAAAGCCGAAAUGGAAGCUAAGAAUCUGGUGCCACAGCCCAAGAGAAACUAAGGGCCCACAGUCUGUCCUGUCGUAGCACACAUGUCUGUCCACAGGCCCCUGUCCAGCCAGGGCCUGAAGCCAAAACUCCACCUAAACUUGCCUUUCAAAGUGAUAAGUUCAUGGGGGCUGCUUCCUUCCAGAACUUUCCUUUCAGGGCAGAGGGACAGGGUGGGCAGUGACAGUAGUCAGCUGUGCCUGGGUCCCAGCAGCCAGCAGAACCAUUCAGUGCAGCCACCAGCAUCAGCACAAUGCUUCUAGGGGACUGGGAAAUGAGCAUGAACCUGCAGCCUCAGACCACCAACACUACCAGGCUUCACAGGGGAGGUCUUGGUCUCUCCAGUUACUCUUUAGGCCAGGCAUGGUGGUAAUCCCAGCACUCGGGAGGCUGAAGUAGGAGGAUUUUCCUCAAGCUUGAGCUAUAUAGUGAGUUCAAGGCCAGACUGAACUACCUAAACCCUGUCUCAAGAAACCAAGAGAAAAAAUACGGCUUUCAAACCACUUCUUUGCCACUCCAAAGACACUCCAGUGUCCUUAUGGACCAUACAACACACCCAAUACUGGUCCAGGUUUGCUGUCCAGGUUGGAGGACACCUAUCUUUUUAUCUUCUACAGGCAGGUUUCUCUAGAAAAUAAAUGUAAUUAUGGCUAAAUGUGGUGGCGCACAUGUAAUCCCAGCCCUUGGGAGUGUAAGGCAAAAGGAUCACCACGAGUGUGUUCGAGAUCAGCCUGGGCUACAUGGUGAAAUCCUGUCUCAAAAACAAAAUAAAAAAUAAAAAAAGAAUCAAGUAAGUCAGCAAUGCUUUGGACUGUUUUCAAAGACAAAAGUCAUCAAGAAGGCAAUUCUGAUGAGUGAGUUGUCUGUUUUCUCCUGUCUGCAUAGGAAACAGUGAAGCGAGUUUCCUUGCUCCAGCCAGUUUAACCCUAUUCCCGCUCAGGCAGUGCCAGAGCUGUGUAGGCUCUGCACACACUGAACAGCUACAACCCAGUUCGCUAUGACAGUGAACUGCAAGUCACCCACCAGACGGCUUCCUCUCUAGCACGCCCAGUUUACAAGGACAGCUCAAAUACAUUGACAAAAAAGACCCCUAACAGCCCUGGGACCAAGUGACACUAUGCCAAUGCCUUUUCCUUCUGCUGGAGCAGGCCUGGAUGCUCUUACUGCUCUACCUGGCCCACCUUGGGCACAGCACAUCUCACGCCCCUCCCGCCAGGCCCAAUGUGACCACCACUGGCAGCUGAGGCCAAGCCAGCAGCUUCCGCCAGAGCAAGGGUGAGCGCCAGCCUGGACAGGGAAGGAGUGUCAGGGUCCCUUCCUGCUUACAAGUCACAGCUCCCAGCACCGUCACGUCCUUCUCAACUAACAGUCACCAGCACCAAAGAAUUAAGUCAACUAACCUGCCUUGAACUUUAGACCAGCAAUCCAAAUGGCUUUAUGUGGUAAAGAUCUUCUGCCUCUGAUCACUUCUGGACCGUGUAGGGAAAAGGAAUACCAGUCAUUAAAAUCCUGGGCCAGAGAACACUAUCUGUAUAUAACAGUUUCUUAACCUUACUCAAGGAAGACCUUGAACAUUUCCCUGAGGGUUGCCUGAGAUUCCUUCCUGCUUUUUAUUCAGGACUGUCUUACCACAGAUGUCAUAUCCAUGCUAACACAUUCACAGUAGGUAACCCACUGCCUCUUAACAAGGACACACCUGAUGUCCAGUGGCUGAAAUGACAGCACAGUGUGGUAACACAAACAGCAGAUUCACCUUUUAUCACUUUAGGCAGAAAGAAUUAGGCAAAUUCUUAUGUAUGGUUUAUGUACUGUAUAAGUAACUUAUUGAAUGAAAAUUUUGCUAUAAUGUACAAAUUGCUAUAUGUGAAUUGUUUUCAGAAUCUUGAUUUGUUGCCACCAUGUCUGAAGGCUUAAUUAAGCCCAUGUUCUCUCCUUACCCUGGUUAACUACGCUUCUCCUCUGUCUUCCACAGACUGGGGAUAUUAAAUACUUAGAAGUCUGUGUGUAUUGGUAAACUGCUUUACAUAUCUGUAUCUUUCAGCCUGUGCUCUGGAUCUCUCUGUGUCUCUGUGUCAGGCCGGCCUGGAACUCACAAUCAUCCUGCCUUAGCCUCCCCUGUGCUGGGAUUACAGCCCUCUGGAUUUUUAAAUUGCAGUUUUUAAUAAAGUGUUUCCUGCCCCCUACUGGUAAAACAGCUGAAUUGGGACAACUGCAGAUCAACAGCAAGCGCUUGUUCUGAAGACAGGAAAUGGGAGCUUACAGAAUCCGUGCUGUGUGGGGGGACUGCCCUUCAACGCUGCCCAAUGCUGGCCAGCCUUCCUCCUCCUCAUGUCGACCACUAAUCCAGCAAGGAAUAGCACAAUCUUGUCUUUCUCUAGAGACACCUUGGAGCAGAACUAAAGGUGAAGAAGAAAGAUCAUUUGACACUACCAUACAGAAGCAGCACACACAGCCCACCAGCCCUGACAACCUCCUACAGCACAAGCAGCUUACACAAACACACAUUAGCUUAUCAGUUUUUAAAA